CAGCCACCAGCAACCAGCGAGUGCUGGCCACCAGUUUGUCCUCCCCCACGCGAACAAACAAACCGUCCACCAUCCGGCGAAGCCACCAGGGACCACUGGGACUGCCAUGAAGCUGCAAACUAGAAAACCACACUUCUCCGACCCGCAGUCCUCGGUUCUCGGCGGUUUUUGUAUCGGGCGGAAAAAUGGUUUCAGCACCAGCUGCGGGACUGCAGCUGCUCUAGUGCCAAUAACUUCAACCCAAAGCAGUUCAUCAACUUCUUGCAACUACUCGUCCUCAUCCCAGCUGCAGCCCUGUAGUGCGGGCACUACAACCACCAGCGCAUUUUUACC
Amoebophrya sp. A120 is the source of this 333-nucleotide messenger RNA. The record is from the annotation of a GenBank genome assembly. Lineage: Eukaryota; Dinophyceae; Syndiniales; Amoebophryaceae.